CCCGCUUCAUGUGGCCCGGCCCGCGGCGGCCAGCGGCUGGGAGCGGCGAGGCGGCGGCGGCGGCGGCGGCGGCCCGCGAGGCCCGGGAGGCGGCGGCCGAGGCCCAGGCGGCGGCGCACGGGAGCGGCGGGAGCAGGCCCGGCCUUGGAGCGGCCGCCCGGCUGCAGCAUGCGCGCCCGCCGGGGGCUGCUGCGGCUGCCGCGCCGCUCGCUGCUCGCCGCGCUCUUCUUCUUCUCGCUGUCGUCCUCGCUGCUCUACUUCGUCUAUGUGGCGCCCGGCUUAGUGAACACCUACCUCUUCAUGAUGCAGGCUCAAGGCAUCCUGCUGCGGGACAACGUGCGAACAAUCGGUGCUCAGGUGUAUGAGCAGGUGGUGCGCAGCGCUUACGCCAAGAGGAACAGCAGCCUGAAUGACUCCGAUUACCCUCUUGACUUGAACCACAGUGAGACCUUCCUCCAAACCACGACAUUUCUUCCUGAAGACUUCACCUACUUCGCCAACCAUCCCUGCCCCGAGAGGCUCCCUUCCAUGAAGGGCCCAAUAGACAUAAACAUGAGUGAAAUCGGAAUGGACGACAUUCACGCCCUCUUCUCCAGAGACCCGACCAUCAAGCUGGGAGGUCACUGGAAGCCUUCUGAUUGCGUGCCUCGGUGGAAGGUGGCGAUCCUUGUCCCCUUCCGGAACCGCCACGAGCACCUCCCGGUCCUGCUCAGACACCUGAUCCCCAUGCUUCAGCGCCAGCGCCUGCAGUUUGCCUUUUACGUGGUUGAGCAGGUUGGGACCCAGCCCUUCAAUCGAGCCAUGCUUUUCAACGUUGGGUUUCAAGAAGCAAUGAAGGACUUGGAUUGGGACUGUCUGAUUUUUCAUGAUGUGGAUCACAUCCCAGAAAGCGAUCGCAACUACUACGGAUGUGGACAGAUGCCCAGGCACUUCGCAACUAAACUGGAUAAGUAUAUGUAUCUGCUUCCGUACACCGAGUUCUUUGGUGGAGUAAGUGGCUUGACUGUCGAGCAGUUUCGGAAGAUCAAUGGCUUUCCCAAUGCCUUCUGGGGCUGGGGCGGAGAAGACGACGACCUCUGGAACAGAGUGCAGAACGCAGGCUAUUCUGUGAGCCGACCGGAAGGCGACACGGGGAAGUACAAGUCCAUUCCUCACCACCAUCGAGGAGAAGUGCAGUUUCUGGGAAGGUACGCGCUGCUGAGGAAGUCCAAAGAACGGCAGGGGCUGGAUGGGCUCAACAACCUGAACUACUUUGCAAACGUCACAUUCGACGCCUUGUAUAAGAACAUAACUGUCAACUUGACACCUGAGCUGGCUCAGGUGAACGAGUACUGAGACGCGGGGAGGACACAUCUGCGUUCCCGCCGCCACACGGAAGCUGCCUAACGAGCUCCUGGGUCUUCACAGGAUGAGAAUAGAAACAGUCCAGCGAAGGCCCACGAGGUUCCAGGAAAAUGUGACCGAGCACACGCACAACGCCUCCUCUCGAGGACCCGCUGGGAUGGGGGCCAGCCUGGAGCCCUCCUCACGCUGGCUUCCUGUGCCCACCAGGUGGACGUCUGUCCUGCUGCUCUUUUCUGUCUCCCACCCCGCGUCCUGACGUAGCCACAGUCUCCAGAACCCUGGCGGGCCUGAGCCUCGCGGGCCUGCCGUCAGCCUGCCCCACGGAGGCCGGGCCGGCGCGGCGGGCAGGCGGGCGGCAGCUGGACUCCAGCCGUUCUCUGCAUCUCUGGUGUUCUCUUUGGUUUCAUUUUAAGAAAAAAAAAAUCAUGCUUUGGGCGGGGAUUGGGGGUGGAGGGGAGGGAUUUCGGGACAGUAACUAGACAUAAAUAUAUAUCAGUCACUUCUUGAAGAAGUAUAAUUGUAAAUAAGCCGUGUAAAAUGCCUUUUUAAAAUUUAAUUUUAUAGCUGGCUCCAAUUCAAAGUGAGGAUUUCUACAUUAGAGCACUUAUUUGGCAAAUGCAGGAACUCGGUUAAAACGCAGUUGAAGAAUAUCACCUCCCAGGUUGCCGUCACUUGGAAGGAGUGGGCACGGGGCACGUCACCGAAGAACAAAAUAACCUGAGCUCCUCGCCAGUAGCUGGCCUGCCCGUUCCCUCUCUGCCCCUCCAGGAGAGGUCCCGCCGUGGAGACCCUGCCCGUGGCACCGAGGCCCACCCCGGCCCUGCUGGGCAGGAGCAGCUCUGCUCGCCCGUGCCGGGGAGUCACCGUGGGCUCCCAGCACACCGCGGCUCUCUGGACUUCAGUUCUGGGUCUUUCAACAUCAUAAACAAGUGGGUGUUGGGUGGUAUUUUCCCUCCGUGUUUCUUCUCUCCUGUGGAACUUGGCCACGGUUCCUGAGAGCUGCUGACUUCAGGGAUUCCUCCAUUUCUUUUUGGUUUCUGCAAAGACUUUCUCCUCAUCGAUCUGCUCUGAACUAAAGAGCAGUUGAACUGGGGGGAGUGAAGCCAGGGAGCAAGGGACACGUGUGUCCAGGGUCAGCUGGGUCCAGGGGAGACCCACCCACCCCAGCUUGAGAUUCAGCACAGCGCCCGGCUCUGAGGUCAGAGUCUCCAUUGCGUUUGGAUUUGUGCCUCUUUCUUUUCCCCCGAGCCAAAGCCCUCAGUCUGUCUCUGUCCCCUUCUGCAGGAUUCUGGAGCGUGCCAGGCGUCCCCUCCUUUCCGUACAUCGUGUCGGGUGCUUUCUGGAGAGCACCUCGGGUUUCUUUUACUUGCCUUGUUUGCCUUCAGCCUCCUGAAUCUUCAUGGUUUACAUGGGUGUGUGUUGGCGAGCGUGAGCGCGUGCGUGGACGGUCGGGGUCCGUGGACGUAUGAUCCCCACAGACUGUGGGAGUGAUGGGCCAGGCCUUGGUUCUUGUUUUUGGUUUUCCUGGUUUGUUUGUGUUUUUGUUCUUUUGAAGAACAGAGUGGUGUUUAGGGAAUAAAUCGCAUUGCAAAGCUCUUACCGGCUCACAUGAGAGAGCAGGCAGCUGCCCUGGAACACGCUGGUAAGGUGUGUCACGUUCUGAAAGAAUUCCAAGCAUCUCGUGCUGUGAAAUCCCCAAGGGAGCAGCGUACACAGGCCCACCAGAUGUCCCUUGGAUGUCCCCGCCUCACGAUGCCCGUAGGGAUCCCCUCUCCACCGCCCGCCGGCCUCGCUCCUCUCUCCUCACUGAAGGCUGUGGCGUGCCUUCCCUGUGACGGGCUGGAUGUCACUUGGGACGGUCCAGAACAGACGCGUUCUGGCCGGGGUGAGGUGCGCGCAGCUGCGUGAGCAGGGCGUACGAGGCCAAGCCCCGCGGUCACCUCUGCGCCCUCCGAGGGCGCCGCUCCCGGGGUCGUUCAGAUUCUCCUGGGUCGUGUCGCGGUCUGAUGCGUCCACGUGGAGGUUGCAGCGUGCGCUGUUCCCGUCCAUCCCCACGUCGAAUGCCACUGGGAAAUGUAGUGGUGAGAACGUGCAGCCAGGCGAGAUUCUCACGUAGAAACCUCAGGAACCGGCUGUGACCUUGCGUGUCGGCAGCUGACGCUCUUCAAGGCUGCUGCCGGGGACCCCGGAGUUCAUCUCGCUGGGGUUGCCGUGUGCAGGAACGGCGUCCCUCGGGCGCUGGUUUUGGGGUGGUGUUUGCUGAGCUAUCGUUCUGACCUUACGGGGACCCUUCAGAGCUCCUCGGACACCAGUAGCCUAGCAGCGGCUGCCCAUCUUGAUCCUGUCCACUCACAGCGACGAUGGCGUUGAACGUAGCUAGCUUAUUUCCAUCACUACAUUUUUUUGAGCUUGCUCUUAUGUUUUAAGAGGUGCCAGGGGUACAUUUUUGCACUGAAAUCUAAAGAUGUUUUAAAAAACACUUUUCA
This is a messenger RNA of Sciurus carolinensis (gray squirrel), 3830 nucleotides long. It is a transcript of the gene B4galt5, whose product is annotated as beta-1,4-galactosyltransferase 5. The transcript is spliced from 9 exons. The record is from RefSeq and is a predicted model, not a curated record. The coding region runs from base 169 to 1335 and encodes 388 amino acids. Gene Ontology annotation, molecular function: UDP-galactose:glucosylceramide beta-1,4-galactosyltransferase activity. NCBI's taxonomy places the organism in Eukaryota, Metazoa, Chordata, Mammalia, Rodentia, Sciuridae. Gene Ontology annotation, biological process: carbohydrate metabolic process; glycoprotein biosynthetic process.